This is a messenger RNA of Pneumocystis murina B123, 1137 nucleotides long. RefSeq lists its product as hypothetical. Gene Ontology annotation, cellular component: mRNA capping enzyme complex. The transcript is spliced from 8 exons. Gene Ontology annotation, molecular function: ATP binding; mRNA guanylyltransferase activity; DNA ligase (ATP) activity. Gene Ontology annotation, biological process: 7-methylguanosine mRNA capping; DNA recombination; DNA repair. The record is from RefSeq and is a predicted model, not a curated record. Bases 1 to 1137 code for a protein of 378 amino acids. Lineage: Eukaryota; Fungi; Ascomycota; Pneumocystomycetes; Pneumocystales; Pneumocystaceae.
AUGAAAGACUAUUAUUCAUAUAUUCCUGGCACCAAAAUCCAAGGGAAUGAUCUGUAUAACCUUAGAGAUAAGGUUCGUCAACUUUUGCAGCGUCCAAAUGAUUCAUUUCCUGGAUCACAGCCAGUCAGUUUCUCAAAAAAUCAUAUACAAACACUUAUGGAUAACGACUAUUAUUUGUGUGAAAAAUCAGAUGGUAUUCGUGUACUUUUAUAUAUUACAGCAGAAAAGAAUAACUUAGGGAAAAUAUCAGAAAAAAUAUAUUUGAUUGAUCGAAAAAAUGAUUAUUAUGAUGUUCAAAAUCUUCAUUUUCCAGUCUUAAAUGAUACCACAUUUCGUAAUUUUCAUAAUGAUACGUUACUAGAUGGAGAAUUAAUUUUAGAUGAAUAUGAAAAUGAUAUAAAAACUUUGAGAUGUCUUGUUUUUGAUUGCCUUUCUGUUCAAGGAAAAUUAUUAUUAAAUAAACCUUUGGAUAAACGACUUGGGUAUUUAAAAGAAAAUAUUAUGGAUCCUUUAAAUAAUUUUUGUUUAAAAUAUCCAGAUUUUGUACAAAAAAUGCCUUUUCGAGUUGAUUUUAAAAAGAUGGAGCUUUCAUAUGCAAUUGAAAUGAUGUUCAAAGAUAUUAUUCCAUCUCUUCGACAUAAAAACGAUGGACUUAUAUUCACAUGUCUUAAUGCUCCUUAUACAUGUGGAACAGAUGAAACUCUUUUAAAAUGGAAACCUCCCGGUGAAAAUUCUGUAGACUUUUUAUUAAAUUUGCAAUUUCCACUAUUACCUAAUAGUUCAAGUGAUUUUAAUUACAAUUCUAUGCCGAGAUUUAGACUUUCUGUCUGGGAAGGCGGAAACAAAUAUUCUGAAAUGUAUGAUAUGUAUGUUAGUCCUGAAGAAUGGGAACAAAUGAAAGCAUUAGGCGAACCUCUUAACCACAGAUUGGUUGAAUGUAUAUGUGACUCUCAAAAAAGAUGGCGCUUUUAUAGAUUUAGAGAUGAUAAAUCUCAUGGAAAUUUCAUAGAUGUUGUAUUAAAUGUAUUAAAAAGUAUUGAUGAUGGUGUAGACAAAGAAGAAUUAAAAAAAGCUGCUUAUGAAAUCAAAAGACAUUUUAAAGCUCGGGCUGCUAAUAAAUUAAAAGCACAUUCAUAA